AUGGGUUCUGGAUCUUCCAAGCCGGAUACGGCUCCCAAGACGCAAGUCUGGACCAGCGAAACACCAGUCCGGUUCUCGCAGGGCUUGGUAGAUUCUCUGCAGUCGAGCUCUGAGACAGAUUCCACACGCGCCAAAACCCUCGAACUCCAUAUCCAAGCUAGAGUCUCCGAAGAACUCAAGAAACUCCAGGACAAAGCCGCAAAAGACUUUGAAGAGCUCUCCGCCAAGAUCUCUGCUGCCGAAGACUCCAUAAAGAACAAGGCGGGCGAAGGCAAGUCAGAAGGCGAUCACCUGCGGCAAUUGGGUCGCGAGGCGGUACAGAAUGAUGUUGAGGGUCUGAAGAAGAAGCUCGAGCAGAGGAGGAAGUUGGCAGAUGUGGAUGACGGUGUUGAGAAGGCAAAGAGUGAGGUCGUCAAGUGUUUGAGAGCGAAUGAUAGGAGGCCGUUGGAUUGCUGGAAGGAGGUUGAGACGUUCAGGCAGGAGGUUAGGAGGUUGGAAGGGGUUUGGGUGGAAAAGAUCGUGAGAUGA
Molecule: messenger RNA, 528 nt
Organism: Cadophora gregata
Lineage: Eukaryota; Fungi; Ascomycota; Leotiomycetes; Helotiales; Ploettnerulaceae
Exons: 3
Coding region: 1-528 (175 amino acids)
Source: RefSeq, a predicted model, not a curated record